AAAGGCAGCAGACAACCGAUUGAAAGUGGAAUAAACAAACCUAGAUAAACACCAAUUCAAAGGGAAAUGUGUAUAGAACGGUUCUCGAUCGGCGGUGUUUGCUUUUUGUAAUUUUAUUUCGUGCAAACAGUGAAAAAUUGAAAAGUUUCGAAGAACUUUGUUUGUUUGAUUUUAAAGUGUUUGUUUUAGUUUUCCUUGCUUACCGGUUAUUAAUUGUGCUUUUGUGUCCAUGGUGCCGAUUGAUAACAUUCUGCAAAAUCACGUCUAUCUCAUCCAAGUCAAGAAAUACUUGAAAGCAACGCAUUACGAUGAAAGAUUUGAAAACGGAGACCCAAGCGAACGGCAGUCUCCCGAAACUGGAGACCAGCAGGUGUGGCAGCAGUGGCGAGGCGCUGCUAAAGCCAUCCUUUCUGCCCAUGGCAUUGGAAUCGUCUGAACCUGCCCCGGAUCAGAAGUCCCGCGACAACUGGGGCAGUUCGCUGGAGUUCCUAAUGUCCUGCAUCGCCCUGAGCGUGGGAUUAGGCAACGUGUGGCGGUUCCCAUUCACGGCCCUGGAAAACGGGGGAGGUGCCUUCCUAAUUCCCUACCUUAUCGUCCUGUUCGUGGUAGGAAAGCCGAUUUACUACAUGGAGAUGCUGCUGGGACAGUUCUCCAGUCGUGGCAUCGUGCAGGUCUUUGACUUUGCCCCCCUCAUGAGAGGCGUUGGCUAUGCCCAGCUAUUGGCCCUCGGAGUUUUGGCCACAUACUAUGCCUCGGUGAUGGCCUUAACAUUGCGAUACUUCUUCGACUCCUUCGCUUCGGAGUUGCCCUGGAGCUACUGCCGUCCGGAGUGGGGUGAUGGGUGCGUGAGUGCAUCCGGAGGUCAGCCUGUUCCGAGUCAGUUAUCCCGAAACUUCAGUUCCUCUACGCAGCUCUACCUGCAACGCAUCGUGCUGAAUGAGACGGACUCGCUGGACCAGGGCAUAGGCUAUCCCAGUGGCAGCUUGGCCCUGAUGCUGGGACUAUCCUGGCUGACAGUGACGCUGAUCAUCAUCAGGGGCGUGAAGAGUUCCGGCAAGGCGGCCUAUGUCCUGGCCCUGUUCCCAUACGUGGUAAUGUUCAUCCUGCUCGUGCGAGCCCUGACUUUGCCGGGUGCUUAUGAGGGUGUGAUGUACUUCCUCACUCCACAGUGGGGUAAGCUUUUGGAGCCAGAGGUAUGGUACAAUGCCGUGACCCAGGUGUUCUUCUCCCUGGCCGUUUGCUUUGGCGUGAUCAUCAUGUACUCCUCGUACAACCGAUUUGGGCACAAUGUCUAUAGGGACGCCAACAUCGUGACCACUCUGGACACAUUCACCUCGCUGCUCUCGGGUGUGAUUAUCUUUGGAAUCCUGGGCAACUUGGCCCACGAGUCGGGCACCAAGGACAUUGCCAGUGUGGUGAAGGCGGGUCCUGGACUGGCCUUCAUCUCCUAUCCGGACGCCAUUGCCAAGUUCAAGAUGUUGCCGCAGGUCUUCUCGCUACUCUUCUUCGUCAUGCUGUUCAUGCUGGGCGUGGGCAGCAAUGUGGGCAUGGUCAGCUGCAUUAUGACCGUGCUGAAGGAUCAGUUCGUGAAUGUCAAACUGUGGAUCAUCGUGGUGUGCCUCUCGUUGAUUGGAUUUCUUGUGGGUCUGAUCUACAUCACGCCCGGGGGUCAGCAUAUCAUCACGCUGAUGGACUUUCACGGCGUGACCUUCGUGUCCUUGGUGUCGGCCAUCUUCGAGCUGAUUGCCGUGGGCUGGAUCUACGGCACCAAGCGCCUCUGCCAGGAUGCCGAGUACAUGCUGAACAUCAAGACUUCCAACUACUACAGGAUAUGCUGGUCCAUCGUCACUCCGCUGGUGAUGGUUGUCAUCCUGGUGUACAGUUUGCUCACCAUGCGUCCACUCAGCUACAAUGGACAGGAGUUCCCGCUGUCCUACAGAAUUUUCGGCUGGUGUGUUUCGGGCUUCAUUAUCGGCCAGCUGUUCUACUGGGCCUUUUAUGCCAACUGCAAGCAGCCAAAGGGCACGCUGAAGAGCCGCAUUAGCAAUUCAAUUAAGCCGCACUCCGAUUGGGGUCCUUUGGACUCCAAAAAGCUGAUGGACUACCAGAUGUUCCUGCGCAACAAGGACGAGAACGAUUCCAGGGACAUAAAUCGUCGCAGUGUUUGUUAUCCAAUUGCGGAUCGGAUAUUCGGUUAAGCCAGAAUUUUAUAUAUAUUUAUGUAGUAUAUAUCAUGUAGUCAUCUGUCAUCUUUAAAGCGUAUUUCCCUUUAUUUUGUAUUAUUUCCUAGUUGGAAAUUCGGAAAGACAACUUGUUUUGUUGUACUUCAUAUAUUUUAUAUACAUUUUUAUUUAUACAAAAUGAAAUCAAACAAAAAUCAAUUAA
Messenger RNA from Drosophila rhopaloa, 2385 nucleotides. RefSeq names its product sodium-dependent nutrient amino acid transporter 1. Gene Ontology annotation, molecular function: L-amino acid transmembrane transporter activity. NCBI's taxonomy places the organism in Eukaryota, Metazoa, Arthropoda, Insecta, Diptera, Drosophilidae. Gene Ontology annotation, biological process: sodium ion transmembrane transport. The coding region runs from base 309 to 2198 and encodes 629 amino acids. The record is from RefSeq and is a predicted model, not a curated record. Gene Ontology annotation, cellular component: membrane. The transcript has 5 exons.